Bombus pyrosoma is the source of this 2961-nucleotide messenger RNA. RefSeq names its product probable serine/threonine-protein kinase DDB_G0282963. The transcript has 5 exons. Lineage: Eukaryota; Metazoa; Arthropoda; Insecta; Hymenoptera; Apidae. The record is from RefSeq and is a predicted model, not a curated record. Bases 1 to 2796 code for a protein of 931 amino acids.
AUGUUGGCAUUACUGAUGAUUCAAAAUGAAUUUAUUAUAGUGAUUCGUAACGUUUUUAGCAGUUAUGUAGUGAUCUUUCAAAAAUUUCGAAAAAUGAGUCGGCGACGAAGGCGAGCUGAUUUCAUAGAUUCGCUAAAUAGUUUUCAACAUUGUGAGACUGAUCCCGAUACAUUUUCUUCAAUGUCUCAAGACAGUUUGAAUGAAAUUCAAAGUAAAGAUAAAAGUAAUCAUGCAUCUGAUAAUAUUACGUGCAACAAUAAAGAUUCUCCUAUUUUAGCUGGCAGCUUUUCAAAACUUUCUUGUAUACAGAAUCCAUCAAUUAAUUCAUCUUCAAUUAUACAUCCUACAUCAAAUUUAAAUAAGUGUAUUGACUUAUUUCAAGAUGAACAGUUAUGUGUUAAAACGGAUAAUAAUAAAGAAAAUAAUAAUCCUCAGAAUUUUACAAAUAAUACAUCUAACAAAUUAUCAAGUGCAGUUAAAAAGCAAACCACAGAUUUGCAUCCUAAGUUACAAUCCAAUGCAAUGUGCAAAAAUUUAAGGAGGGAUACCAACUACAAUGUAAACAGUAAUAGAUUAAACGCAAGUUCUAUUUUGGAUAAUGCAUGUAAUACAAAGCUGAUACCGCCAUUUGUUUCUCCCCACUGUACAGAUGGAAACAAACAGAAUUUUUCUAGAAAUUAUGAAGAUGAACAUGUGGAUAUUGGAACAAAAAAAUUUGAGACCAUGCUUUGUUUAUUAGAUAAUUACUUUAAUCAAGCACAAGAAGUUUCACAGACACAACAAAUAUUAAAACGUUUAUCUGAUAAAUUCGAACAAUCACCAAAAACUUUUACUGAAAAACUCUUAACUAUCAUUGAAGAGUCUGUCAUGUAUGAUGAUGAUGAUGCAAACAAAACAUCUGCAAUAAAUUUAAGCAGAUUAACAACAGAAUUUAGAAAAAUGUGUAAAUUUAUUGAAGAUGAAUCUGCUCCUGAAUGGCCUUCAUUUCAAAUGUCUACGCUUACACACCCAGAAGCUUCUAUAAGCCCUGCAUGUAAUAGAUCUAUUCACAUAACAAAUUGCAAAAAUGAAAAAUUAUGUUCUCCCAUAAAUACAUCUCUAUGUACUACUCCUGUCUCUGGUAUAGAUGUAAUUAAAAGAAGAUUCUUUGCUAAAAUAUCAAAAUGUAAUUCUAGUAAGAGUAUUAAUAAUGUAGAUAAUGCAAGUAGUACAUCUUUUGAACAUUUGGAAGAUCAGUGUAAUAGAAUGUUUCCUAAAGAAAAAGAAUGUUCUGCCCGUUUACAUAAAAUUUCGUCAUUGCCUUCUUUGUUAAGUAUGAGUCAUAUUCAUAAUAUAUGUGAGCAACAAAUGGCAUCAUUAAAUGUGUCUGAUGAUGUAAGUCCACAAAAAAAUAGAGCAUUAAGUACUCCAAAUUUAUUGGAUAAAUGUCAAAGUCCAUCUAUAAACAAAACAGACCUUAAUUGCUCGAAGUUAAAAGAAUUAUACAAUAAAUCACAAGGUAAUCAGUGUAGUGAUAUCUCAUAUUCUAAGAAAAAAACUAAAAGAAUUAAUGAAAAGCCUGUUCUGAAUAUGGUGACACCUGAUAAGGUAAAUAGUUAUACAAUACUAGAUCUAGAUGAAUUAGACAAAUCACUUAUACAAGACAUAGCAGAAAAAAGGAAGAGAUGUCUUAAUACAGCAAGAAUUAUUACAGAAAUUAAUGCAGAUCCUGAAAUUAUAGAGAUACAAAAAACAUUGAGAAUGUCUCCUAUGUUUGCGAAUGAUAGUGAAUCAAAUUCAUUGAAUGAUGAAACUAAAUUUUUACAAACUCUAGUCUCUUGUAAAGACUAUCAAAUGUGUUUAGAAAAACAUAAAUCUCUCUUGAAGAUACUUGAAAAUUCAAAUUUUGUAAGUGAAAGUAACUUAAAGAAAACUGAGGACGCUGAUCCAAAAUAUGAAAAAAAUAUAGUUUCUAAAAAAGAAACCGUAAAUAUUAAAAAGACAUCUAGUGGAACAAAAUUCAAUUUAAGUCCAAAUGUAAAAUCACCAUUGUUAAAGAAACAGGGUAUGCAAGAGAAAGAGAUACAAGAAAGUGUAAAGACAAAACUUUUUACGACACCCGGAAAAUCUCCUUUAAAUAAGAGUUGUAGAAAGAAAAAAACAUAUUUUCCUGAUAUGAACACUCCUGUACAGAAUACUAAAGUAAGACACAUUUUAAAAAGUCCACAUGCAGAAGGCUUAUAUCGCUUGAAUUAUAAUACUAUAAUGUCACCAGUGGGUAUGUAUAUAAGAGGCACAGAUAUGCAACUUAUAAAAAAUGUACAUGCUAAAACAGAUAAUUUAUUGCUUACUCCUGUGAAACAGAAUACUAAAUCAUUAUCAAACAGAAAUUCAAAACAAAAUGCUUCGUCAAAAACUAUAAAUAAAACUCAAAAAACCACAGCUCUCAAGAUUAAUUUAUCUCCUAGAAUAAAUACAAACGAGCAGGAGGCACAUGUAAUAAAAACACCAGAGUGUGAUAAUACACCUGCAAGUCAUUUUGUCCUUCCUAGGGUUUCAUAUAAACUUCCUUUACAAGUUAAAACAAUAAGGAAUAGUAAAUCGCCAAAACAUGGAAUUCGUGUCAAGAAAUUACUUGAAACUGCUCAAAGCAAAGUUGUUAUCCGACACGAAGCCCGGAUAAAUUCAGCACAAAAAGGGAAGAAUGCAGCAAAUAAUGGGAUGUAUGAAAUUAAUUAUGAACCUGAAGAUGAAUCCAUACAUGUUGAAGAAGCAGCCAGAAAAACGAAUUUUAUUAACAAUUGGAGAAACGCUUAAAUUCUAUUUAAAUAUUUGCAAUAAAAUGAAUAUUUUAUAUUUUUAUUAUAAGUAACUUAAGCGUUGGUAAAAAGCAAUAAUAUUUAGUGAAGUACAUGUAAUUUCAUUUAAUUUAAUUCUAUAUUCUAGAAAAGUUCCUUAAUGAACUUUACAACUUUUACUUCC